Molecule: messenger RNA, 1515 nt
Organism: Triticum urartu
Lineage: Eukaryota; Viridiplantae; Streptophyta; Magnoliopsida; Poales; Poaceae
Source: RefSeq, a predicted model, not a curated record
ACAACGGAACAAAAUUAGAACACCCUGUCAUGUCCACGCUCAGCUUCACCGUGCUCUGGAGAGAGCCCGUGCUCGUCGGCCCAGGCUCGCCGAGGACACCGCGCGAGAAGAAGCGCCUCUCCGACGUCGACGACCAAGACGAGCUGCGGUCGCACAUCCGCGGCAUCUUCUUCUACCGCCGCGGCAGGCUCGCGCGCGACGACCCCGUGGACAUCAUCCGCCGAGCCUUGUCCGAGGCGCUGGUGCACUACUACCCACUCGCCGGACGGCUGCGCGAGGUGGGAAACCGGAAACUGGUCGUCGACUGCACCGUCCAAGGGGUGACGUUCGUCAAGGCGGACGCCGACGUGCGACUGGCGGAUCUCGAGGCCGACGUGCCCGGGCUGAUGCCGCCAUUCCCGUGGAUUGAGGAGCUCUGCUUCGAGGUGGACGGCUCCAGCGCUCUGCUCAACUGCCCCCUGGUGAUCAUUCAGGUGACGCGGCUCCUGUGCGGCGGCUUCGCCGUGUGGCAUAGCUUCAACCACACCAUGUGCGACGCCGCGGGGUUCAUCCAGUUCCUGAACGCCGUCGCCGAGCUCGCUCGAGGCCUUCCUGCGCCGACCGUCGCACCUGCCUGGUCUCGCGAGGUUCUUGACGCGCGAAGCCCCCCAACGCCUGCAUUCCCGCACCGCGAGUACGAUCCAGUGCCUCGGACGCAGACACCAACCGAGGAUGACAUUGUAAGGCGCGCCUUCGUGUUCGGCCCUUCGGAAGUCGCCGCGAUCGAGAAAGUCAUGCCGCCUCACCUCCGAGACAGGGCAACGAGCUUCGAGGUGCUCGCGGCGGUGCUGUGGCGCGCCCGCACGGCGGCGUUGAGGACGCUCUGGUCCGACGAGGAGGCACGGCUGGUGACCGUCGUCAGCGUGAGGAGGCACAGCACCGCCCUGCGCCUCCCCGCCGGCUACUACGGCUUCGCUUGCGCGUACGUCACCGUGGUGAUGGCCGCCGGCACGCUGCUCAGCUGCUCGUUGGCGGAGGUGGUGGAGCAGGUGCGGGAGGCCAAGGCGUCGGUCACCCCCGAGUAUAUGCGCUCCACGGCGGACCUUCUGGUGCUCCGUGGGCGGCCGCCUUUGGCCAGGGCAAAUAUGUUCCUUCUGUCUGACCUCCGGCACGUUGGGUUCCAACGUGUGGACUUCGGGUGGGGCGAGCCGGUGUACGGCGGGCCCUCUGGCAUCAAGUUCGGGAGCGCCUUCUUUGUGGCAGUCAAGAACAGCGACGGGGCGGAUGCGGUGGCAGUGCCGGUCGCACUGCCAACCAUGGCCAUGGAGAAGUUCGCGGCGGAGAUCCAGAGCUUGCUCAAAGAGAGUAUAGAUGUGACAUAUCUAAUAUGAUGUUCACUAUGUUUGUUUUUUUUGUCUCAAUUUCUUUUUAUUCCUUGUUGCUACGUUAUUUGUGGGAGAUUAGAUGUAACAUUUUUAGAAAACAUCUAUAUAUGAAUUAAACAAACUAUAGUAUUAAACAGCCCUAGAAAAUUCC